AUCUUAAGAGAUUAAAUAUUUUAAUUAAUGAGUGCUGAUUCGGAGGAACAGAAUAGGGAUGUUUCAAAUGACCCAUAACCAAAACCUGACAAUAAGAAAGUGCAAGAUUUUACAGAGGAUUGGGGGUAUUAAGGGAACCCAUCACCGCGAUUUACACCCAUGCCCUAUCCAUCACUAUUUCCUCCCAUGUGUCCUCCUCCAUUUGAGUUAGAAAAAUAAGUCUAUCAUGACUAUGAUCCACAGAAAUAUCCCCACAUGAACAGCGAUAGGAAAGGACAAAGUGAAGUUCCACACAUGGAUCACAUUGACGACGAUCCCCAUCGUAUCCCUGUUCAUUACCCUUUCGGCUAUUAUCCCCCUAUGAAAUACCCGCCACAACAAAUGUUUAUGAAAUAUCCACCUCCUCCACAACAAGGUUAGGCUUACAUGGUUCCACAAAAUCCAUGGUAUCCUCCAAGACCAUAGUAAUAAUUGAUGCCCCCAUUUUGCUAUUACCCCUAAUCUCAGUACGAUGGACUCUAAUGCCAAAACACAGUUUCCAAGGAACUGCAAUCCAAAGUGUUUCAGUUGGUUUAGUAUCAAAAAGUGUCGGAUUUCCAAUGUAAUUGCAAAAAAAGCAAAUGCCUCAAACUCUAUUGCGAAUGCUUUGCCAAUAAUUGGGUGUGUUCUCAAAGCUGCAAUUGCUAGGAUUGCAAAAACAGAAUUGAUAAUCCACAAGAGAGAUCGAAAGCAAUUGAGGAAGCAUUGCUCAGAAAUCCAGAUGCUUUUGCGUAAUGUUUUCAACAAAAGAGUCAAACCCAAUUCUCUGUCCAAUAACAAGAUAAACCACUCAAAGAACCCACCAAGGACAACUCCAAUAUCACAAGAAAGGGAUGCAAUUGCAAGAAGUCUGGGUGCAAAAAGAAGUAUUGCGAAUGCUACAGUCAAAACUUGAAAUGCAGUGAUUUGUGCAAAUGUGAAUAGUGUCUUAAUAGAACUGAUGCCGAGAUCUAAGCUUAACAAGACAUCGCACAAGUCUUGAAUUCUCAGGACUAGGUCAAUGUGGACAUAAAAGUCAAUCAAAAAUCCAAAAAGAUUAAGAAAAUUGGAAAUGGAAAUGAAGACAAAAGCGAUUCGCAAAAACCUGUGGUCUAAUUGAAAAUAAAUGUGAAUAAUAAUAGUAAUCGAAAAAAGCUGGAUAAAAAGUGA
This is a messenger RNA of Paramecium tetraurelia, 1188 nucleotides long. RefSeq lists its product as uncharacterized. Lineage: Eukaryota; Ciliophora; Oligohymenophorea; Peniculida; Parameciidae. Gene Ontology annotation, biological process: regulation of DNA-templated transcription. The transcript is spliced from 6 exons. The record is from RefSeq and is a predicted model, not a curated record. Gene Ontology annotation, cellular component: nucleus.